Messenger RNA from Xiphophorus hellerii (green swordtail), 4688 nucleotides. Its product is annotated as gastrula zinc finger protein XlCGF57.1-like. The record is from RefSeq and is a predicted model, not a curated record. NCBI's taxonomy places the organism in Eukaryota, Metazoa, Chordata, Actinopteri, Cyprinodontiformes, Poeciliidae. The coding region runs from base 411 to 1742 and encodes 443 amino acids. The transcript has 2 exons.
CUUCCAGGCUUCCUCGUGGUUAUCGUCGAUAAAAAAGACGGUUUCUGCUGUGAGAGCUGAAUAUUUCAGUCUGCAGCAACUAGAUCUUCGGUUCAUCAUCAGAGAGAAACCAACAAAUGUCCAACAACAUCCGGGAGAGGAAGAGACGAUGUCCGGCUCAGAGGCUGGAUCCCCGCCGGAAACCCAAACCUUCGGAACCUCCAGAUUUGCCACAACAUUAUGUUUAUUACUAAGCAUCAUUUUAUACCCAACCAACCAGAGGCUGCUGAUCUGGACCAGAGGGAAAUAGAAUCUCCACAAACCAAAGGGAGGGAAGAGGAACCAGAACCGACAGAAGCCAAAGAAGAGUAUGGAUCAGAACUGCUGCAGUUGUCAAGAAAGAAGAACUCGAGCAAGAAACACAUCCUGUAAUGGGAGCAGAUGGAUAUGUAUCUUUUGAAAUAAAAGAAGAACCAGAGGAACUGAAACAGAUGGAGGAAGAUUAUCAUCAAUUGGAAUCUCAGCAGAUGAUUGAGGUUGAAGACAUCAGUCAGUAUGAAAAUAAGGCUGUACAGGAGACGGAUACCUUAAUGAGAGGAAACUCUGCACCUGUUGAACUCAAAGAGGAACCAGUAGAACUAAAACCUAAGCAAGUGAAGGAAGAGGAGCAUGGAUCAGGACCUGAGCAGAUGGUGAAGAUGGAGGCUGAAGGCAUCAGCCAGAAUGAAGACCAGGAUGUACAGAAGCAGGAGACUGCUGGUACAGACAACCAACUACCAGAACUAAAUAGAGACCAAAUCCUCCUUCAGAACUUCCCUAAACAUGAAGAUCAUCAGGAAAUAAAGUUUCAUGAAGCCUCAGGAUCCAGCAGAGAUGAUCAGCAACAGAAGAGAGCUCAGCCAGCCAGAGGACAGAGGGACGAAGUAGAGGAAGGCAUGGAGGGCAGGGAAAUUCACAAAAGUAAAACAUGCAAACAAUGUAAAGUGUGUGGGAAAAGUUUCAAAUGGAAUUGGUAUUUAACAACUCACAUGAGAAGUCUCACAGGUGAGAAACCUUUCUCAUGUGUAACCUGUGGAAAAACGUUCAAGCAAAAAUGUAGAUUGAAUCAACACAUGGUAGUUCAUUCAGAAGAGACGCUGUUUUCACAAAAACCUUUUCUACAUGUUAUAAAUGAAAAAAGUGAUUUAACUGACCACAUGAGGAAUAACACAGGCGAAAAACACCUCUGUGGAAAAUCUUUCAGCCAAAGUCUUAAAUGGGUUGAACACAGAAGUAGUCACUUUGGUAAGAAACCUUUUCCAUGUAUGACAUGUGGGAAAGGUUUCAGUUACCAACAUAAUUUGACUGUACACAUGAGGACUCACACAAGUGAGAAGCCUUUCUCAUGUUUAACCUGUGGGAAACGUUUCCUUGAAAAGAGUAGGUUGAAUAGCCACAUGAGAGUUCACACAGAGAAGAAGCCAUUCCCUUGUCCAACCUGUGGAAAAGGUUUCAGUCAUAGUCUUAAAUGUAUUGGGCACUUAAGUAGUCACCCUGGUGAGAAGCCGUUUCUCUGUAUGACAUGUGGGAAAGGUUUCCGUCGUAAAAGCAGUUUGAUUCGUCACACAAGAACUCACACAGGUGAGAAGCCUUUCUCAUGUCUAACAUGCGGAACAUUUUUCAGUCAGGAACAUAAUUUGAAAUGCCACAUGAGGAUUCACACAGGUGAGAGACCUUUCUCAUGUGUAAACUGUGGAAAAGGUUUUAGUCAAAAAAUAGUUUGAAUCAGCACAUGAACGUUCAUUCAGAACAGAAACUUUUCUCAUGCAUAAGCUGUGAAAAAGGUACCAGUGGUACUUUAACUUGCCAUAUAACAGCUCACACAGAUGAAAAACCCUUCUCUUGUAUAUCGUGUGAGAAGAGUUUCCGUUACAAACAUGUUUUGAAGGUCCACAUGAGAAUUCACACAGGUGAGAAGCCUUUCUCUUGUAUAACAUGUGGGAAGAGUUUCAGACACAAAAACCAUUUGAAUAGCCACAUUAGAACUCACACAGGAGGGAAACCUUUCACCUGUGGAACCUGUGGAAAAGACUUUUAUGAAAAAAGUCAUUUAACUGACCACAUGAGAAGGCACGACCUGAAGAAAAUGUUCCAUUGCAACACCUGUGGAAAAUCUUUCAGUGAAAGAGAUGAGCUGAUUGGACAUAUAGAAACAUACACGUUUGAGAAAUCUUUUCCAUGUAUGACAUGUGGAAAAAGCUUUGGUUGUAAAAGUAAUUUGAAUGGUCACAUAAAAUCUCACACAGAUUAGACUUUCUGAUGUAAAGCAGUGGAAAUAAUUCAGUUACAGAAGUAGUUUAAGUAACCAAGUCAGAAUUCACACAGAUUAGAAACAUUUCCCGUCUCAUCCUUGUUGUAAAUGAGCUGCUGCAGCUGAAACGUUGCUCUGCGCACACUGCAGUAGCUACUAUGUUAAAAAUAUAUAUUAAUCAUUGAAUAAGCCUCCAAUUAAAGACUAGCCAUGUUGCAGUCUGUCUGCCUGCUCUGUUGGUUCUACAUACAUGUACAAUCUUGUGUUUGCAUCACUGUUAAUAUGUUUUUGUUUAUGACAUUAUCAUCAUAUGAUUCCUCAGUCAAUAUGUUGACACUUUUCAAUUCAGACCCGUCUGCUGGGCUUCAUUUCCACAAUAUUUCCUUCCUAUCCGCCUCAUUUUUAGUUCCACUUGUUCGCUCUGUCAGUCAAACGCGUUUCUACAUGAACCUGUUGAACGUGGGUCAUGGAAAAUUAUACUGAAGGUCAGGGAGAGUCAUGGAAUAGUCAUGGAAUUUUCUUUCUAAGUUCCAGUGGGACCCCUGUGUUAAUCUAACUAAAAUAGUUAAUUUCAUCAUGUACAGUUUUUUCACAGCCAGUAGAAGUUUGUAAACCAAACUCUGGCUGAAGUUAUUACUUUUUUUGCAUACAGUUAAUGGGAUCUUUGACAUCUAAUUAAUAGUUAUAUUGUAUCCAUUCUGCAAAUGUGUUCAUGUGUUAGCCUUAAUCUAGAGCAUAUAUAUGUGUAUAUAGGAGCUAAUAUUACAGGCACAUAUGGGGAUACAUAUCUAGUUUGUUCAUUAAGAAGUUAGUUUUUAAACAUUUAAAAAUGAGUUAAUAGUACAUUUUUGACUUUUAAAAAUUAACACCCAUUUUUUUCUUUUAUGUAGACUAAAAAACUCCAAUUACUGUACAUUUUUGACUGUGUGACUAGAAGUGGAUAUUUAUUGUGCCGUUGAUUAUUUACUGUGAUAAAACUCCAUAUUGUUCUCCUCUGUCCAACAUGUUGCUUUGUUUAUUGAUUUAUCAUUUGACAGUAAAUCACAAGCUUUUAAUUGAAAUUCUACACAGGAUUGGUCUCUAGCAUCAAGCUACCAUGUGGGCAGCUGAUUAUUUGUCAAACAGAACCCAGAGAGUUCAACUCUCUGGUCUCACUUCUUCUACUCUCACUAUUUUAAAUGGCGUACCUCAAGGCUCAGUUCUGGGUCUGCUUUUAUUCUCUAUUGAUAUAAAUAACUUGUGUGACAAUCUGUCAAAUGCUUUUUACCAUUUUUAUGCAGAUGAUUUAAUAAUAUACUGCUAUUCUGCAUCACUAUCGCAGGCCAUACAGUAUCUGCAGUCUGAUUUUAAUGUAGUUCAAACACGUUUACAAACUGAAGUUAGUUUUGAAUGUGGAUAAGACAAAAGCAAUGAUUUUCUCACAUGCUAGAAAAAUACCAGAAACUUCCCUAUUGCUGACCACUGCUGCUGGAGCACAAAUCGAGUUUGUCAGUAAUUAUAAAUAUCUUGGUUUUAUUCUAGAUAAUGAACUCUCUUUUAAAAAUCACAUAGCAAAUCUACUACGGACAUUGAAAAUGAAAAUUGGGUUUUAUUAUCGAAAUGGAUCUUGUUUUACACUCAAAGCUGGAAGAAAAUUGGUAGCAGCGACAUUCCUGCCACUUUUGGAUUAUGGAGAUGUUUUAUAUAUGAAUGCUUCGACCAAAUGUCAUCAAUCAUUAAAUACUGUGUAUCAUUGCUCUUUAAGAUUUAUAACCGGUAGUAGACGUCUGACACAUCAUUGUGAUUUGUACGCAAAAGCUGAUUGGCUCCUUUAAGUGAACGGAGAAACAAUCAUUUAAUGAUCCUGAUGUAUAAAUCUUUACUCGGUCUAACCCCAGCAUAUUUAUCCACUCUCCUGUCAGUUCUCGUUCUCUUCGCUCCAGUAACUUUAUUCUUCUGCAUGUUCCACGUUUUGAACUGAAACAGUGAAACAGGCAUUCAGUGUUUUACCCCACAGCCUGGAAUCAGCUGCAGUCUGAACUUAAGAUGUCGGAAAUGAUUUCACUGGACUUAUUUCGAUCAGUUCUUAAAGAUAGGCAACAAGAUUCUAUGAAACAGUGUCAUUGUUAUUAAAUUGUUUUUAUUGUUUUAUACUUGUGCAUAUGUAUUAAUUGUUUUUAUCUUGUAACCAGGUUGCUAUGUAUUGCAAAUUUUUGCCCAGGUCCCUCUUGAAAAUGAGAUCUAGAUCUCAACGGGGUUUACCUGGUUAAAUAAAGGAAUAUAAAAUGAGGCACCAACAGGCUUUGGUUACAUAAACUGCUUUUAGUUAAGGACACAUUUAUAUAACAAUAACUGUCAUUUACAAUGUUUGAAUGUUUUUGUCAUCAGACCACUAAAUGUGUAGUUGUGAAGUUUUGAAUAAAAAUCUGCAAAUUCUGGA